Messenger RNA from Aegilops tauschii subsp. strangulata, 1710 nucleotides. RefSeq lists its product as uncharacterized. The record is from RefSeq and is a predicted model, not a curated record. NCBI's taxonomy places the organism in Eukaryota, Viridiplantae, Streptophyta, Magnoliopsida, Poales, Poaceae.
GCGCCCCAAUCUCGCCGCCCCGACUCGACCCGACGCGACUCCCCUCCCAAGCCCAAAUCCCCAAAUCGCCCCUAAAACCCUAGCCGCCGCCGCCAUGGCCGCCUCCCCCACCGCCUCCGCCUCCGGCUCCGCGGCCGCGGCGGCGGCGGCCGCCUCCGAGGCCAACGACGGGCCCACGCUCUCCGUGGUCACCAAGCGCCUCCGCGCGCUGCGCAAGAAGCAGAACCGCAUCGCGCAGAUGGAGGAGGCCGUCGCCGCCGGCAAGACGCUCAACCAGGAGCAGAAGGAGGUGAUGCGCUCCAAGCCCACCCUCGCCGCCGUCAUCGACGAGCUCGAGCGCCUCCGCGCGCCGCUCGCCGUCGCCGUCGCCGAGGAGGUCUCCGUCGCCCCCGCCCCCGCCCCCGCCCCCGCCCCGGAGCCCUCCGGCUCCGAUUCCUCCGUCCAGGACCUCCUCGCGCUCGUCUACUUCGGCGCCCUCUUCGACGUCAAGCCGCAGAGCGACUUCAUCGCCACGAUGGUCGCGCGCGAGCAUGAGCGGAGCAGCUGCAUCACCUAUGACUGCGUCGGGGACGACACCGUGGACCUGCUCGUGGAGGGCGACCUCGACGUCGUGUCCGCUGUGGCCGCCCUUGCUGCGGCUCGCCCUGCUUCCGCGGUGGGCGUCUCCCACCGCGACGCGCUCCAGGCCUGUGCCCACCAUGCCCGCUUAUGGCUCGCCCGCGCUGACGAGCCCAUCCACCCUGGCUCCUCUGUUACUUAUGCUGCGGUGAGGGCUAAGCUGGACAGGAUCAUGGCAUCAGACUACUACACAGCAGCUGCAGUUGGAGGAGGGAGCUAUGGAGCUGAAGGUGUGCAGGCACAGGAGAGUAUGACUGCCUCACCAGAGGCAUCAGCAGUGGAGGAGAACCUAGCUGCUGAAGGUCACAAGGAGGAGAAGGAAGACUCCCAUGCUACGGAAAUUUACAAUGAUCAUCAGUCUGACUCAGCAGACGUGCAAAAUGUGGAUCGUGAAGCCCCCGUGAACCCUCCCGAGGAAUAUCCCUCUGUUCAGGCAGAGCAGGAGAAGUUUGACAUGGAAGAGCAAGAUGAGAGGGAUGCUGAGCCAAAAGAGCAGCAGUUCCAGCACCCUAGGCGGUCUCAUCAGAACCAGCGGGGAGGUGGUCGUGGCAGGAGGGGGGCCUACCCCAAUGGCCGUGGCGGGCGUGGAGGCGGCCGCGGCAUGGGCGGCGGAUACCAGAAUGGGCGUGGAUACCAGGGUGGGGGUGGCGGAUACCAGGGAGGCGGUGGCGGGUACCAGAAUGGCCGGGGUGGUGGUGGCGGUUACUACAACAACAACAACGAAGAAGGGUACUACCAGCCGAGGAACUUCAACACCAGGGGCAGGGGCGGUCGGUCUGGCGGCGGCAACUCUCACUACAGCAACCAGGGAGGAGGCGGCGCGCAGGGAGGCGGCCACGCGUACGCCGAGAGGGUUGAGGCAAAUGCUUAGUUGUUGAAUUGUUUUGCUUGGGUGGAGGUCACGAGAGGGAGAGAGUCUGGGAGCCAUUUUGUUAUUAUAGAACUAACUUAGCCUGUUAUUACGUCGCAAUCCGUCCCCCAUCUGUGAGUUGGUUUUGUUGGUCCAAUCCAAUGACUGCAUAUGGUUGGUCGAUAAAUGUGGAAUCUUUGUCGAAAGUAGCUUCAGGUCAUGAAGGGAGUUCUCAUGGUGGA